CUCAAAUUAGUACCUGGUGCGGUGUGUAAACAUGGGAGACAAAGGCGGGCAGGCGUGGUGCUGGCCACCCACCUGCUCAGAAUCAGAAUAUUUAUCCUGGAGAAAUCCGAUGAGCUAUGAAAUAAUUUUUCACAAAUUUUCAAUCAGGGUGGGUCAGAAAGUUACAACAGCAAACAAUAAAAAAACGAUAGGAGUGCAAAGCAUAAGAAAGGUAUCUAAAUUACUCAAAAUAAAUACGUUAACUAAACAAAGGAUAUAAGUUCAAUUUGCUGUUGUCUCGUGCGCUAAUAGCACAUUCCCCCCCCCCCCCCCAAACUGUCUGUUUAAGCCGCACACGGCGGAUGUUUGUGUUUGUCUUUUGCUGGCCGCGUGCGCUGGCGCGUGCGCGGCCCGUGCCCCAGUGCUCGCGCACGUGCGGCAGCAGUGGCGUGCAGUCCCGGAGCCUGCGCUGCCGCCGGCUGCUGGCCGACGGCAGCUCGAGGGACGUGGACGAGCAGCUGUGCCCCGACAGCAGGCCGCUCGCCCAGCAGGCGUGCGGCGGCGGCCAGAGCGAGUGCCCCGCCGAGUGGGUGGCCUCCGAGUGGGGCCAGUGUUUGGGAAGCUGUGGCACUGGCACACAGCACAGGGAUGUGAGCUGCCAGUUCUCCACAGCAGCAGAGGCCACGUCCGUGGCCAACGCCUCUCAGUGCUCGUCACUUCCAAAGCCACUCGCCAGCCGUGCGUGUACCCUGCCACCCUGCAACAAGAUGAACCUGAAGGAUGGCAAGACCAAACCCAUUUGGAAAGGCGGAUCGUCCGCAAACGGGGGGCCGCAGAUCCUGGGGGUGCGUCGGAUCUACAUCCCAUCGCCCUGGGAGAACCUGCUGGCGUUUCCCGUGGGGGGCACGGCAUACCUCUUCCCCAAGAGCAUGGUAGUGCUCAAGUGCCCCGUGGCGCGGUUCCAGCACUCGCGCGUCCGCUGGGAGAAGGACGGUCGCUCCCUCGCCGAGUCCGACCGCCACAGCGUCACGCGCUGGGGCUGCCUCAAAAUCCGCUGCCUGCAGCCCGACGACAUCGGCGUGUACACGUGCGUGGCCGGGCAGGCGCGCGAGAGCUUCACCAUCAAGCUCAUCGGCGAGAACAGCCGCGUCCUGGAGGCGCCCGGGCACAAGGAGCGCAACGGCGACGGGAAGGCAAAGCUCAACGAGGCCACGGGACCUGAGGGCGGCGCGCUCGGCAAGCAGCCGCAGAAAGGAGGGGACAAGCGCGACGUGGAGAAGAGCCGGCAGCACAUCGUGUCCCUGUUGCUGGAGAGCAAGCUCCUGACUCGCGAGAGGAUGGAGAGCCGUGACUCGCGCGAAUCCCUCGAGAGGGACUCUAACCUCUCCUCCUCUGAGGAGGAGGAGCUCCACCUGGGCAGAGAGCCCUCCGUGCCCUGGGCCUACGUCACCGAUCAGGAAAAGCUGCAGCAGAUCAUGCGCAACCUGACGCAGCACUUCGAGCUGCCGGAACUGAGCGACGUGCAUGCCGCGCAGAUUAUCGCCCAGUUGGCCGCCGAGCCGCGGGCAAAGCAGAAGCAGUGGGCGGACGCGGACGAGAACGAGUCGAGCAUGCGCUCCGAGGACAAGAGCCUCGACUCGGAGCCGCAGGAGGGGCUGAAGGAGAACGCGCAUGCACGGAAGGCCAAGCCGUCGGGCCACGUGGCCAGGCCUCCCUCGUCGUGGCCGUCGCUCAGGCCGGCGCCGGCGGGGUCGAGGCAGCAGCCCGGCCGCCGCCCACCCGGCGCCCACGAGGGCAAGCGCGGCGGGUCGGCGCGCAUCAUCCGGCGGCAGGCACGCUCGGCGCUCACGGAGCUGAGCAAGGACGUGACGGUGCACGUGGGCGGCCUUGCCGUGGUGGGGCUCGGCACGCGCAGCCUCGCGCUGCUGUGCCCCGUGGAGGGGCCUUUCGUGAAGACGCACGUCGCGUGGAGCAGGGACGGGACCCCCGUGGCCACCAGCAGGAGAGUGCUCCUGCUGCCAGACAAGUCUCUCAAGAUCCUGAACCCGGGCGUGAACGACGCCGGGCUCUACACCUGCAGCGCGACUGCCGAGGCUGGCACAGACCACGAGUCCACGCUCAUCACAUUCGCAGCGAUGGGAGACCUGGAGAAAGCUAUUAAAGCGAACAAAGCUGUGAACAGUCGGGCGAGAUGUCACAUCGAAGAGCUGCCAAGCCUGCUGCCAAGAGAAUGGAAUUCUGGGAAGCGGCUAGCGAUGGCAUCGAGGCGGGGAGCGAACGUUCGCACCGCCCCUGGAGAAUUCGUCAUCAUCGGCUGCCCGGUGGUGUGCCACCCGUUCCUGCCGGUCACUUGGCUGCACGGUGGCCAGGCGGUAGCGGCGGAGAGGGAUGCCGAUGGCCCUGAGUUUGCGGGGGGCGGCCGUCUGCUGGUGCUGCCGCCCGCGAGCGCCGGCCUCCCGGGGCACUACUCCUGCUCGCCGUCGCACGCCCACGGCAACGCCUCCUCCUCAACCUCCUCCUUCGCCUCCAGCGGACGCCUGAGCGCGAACGUCACCGUGCAGCCCGCAGAGCACCGGUGGUUCGUGAACGACACGGCCAGCUGCCCCGCGAGCUGCGGGAACGCGAGCGCGCGCGGCGCACCCGCGCCGCGGUGCGUGCGCGACAACGUCACGGUCGUGAGCGACGCCUUCUGCAGCCUCCUGCCCAGGCCGCAGCUGCCGACCAACUCCCCGUGCCCAGCCGUCGGCUGUCAGCCAUGGUGGGUGACGGGGCCCUGGUCUGACUGCUCCGAGGCGUGCGGCGCAGGCGUGCGGGUGCGAAGCGUCGUCUGCCGCUCGCCGGCUGGCGCCACCGCCCUGCCCGACUACAGCUGCAGGGGGGCGGAGCGCCCGGCGCGAGCCGAGCCCUGCAAGCGCCACGGUUGCCCCGAGUGGGCCGUCGGGGCCUGGGCAGAGUGUACAGGCCGGUGCGUUGGACUUGGCAUCGGAACUCAGCAUCGGAGAGUCCUCUGCUUCCUGCACAAUGGCACGGCUGCACCUGAGGGCGACUGUGCCAGCAAGGCAAGGCCCGGCUCGGUGCAGAACUGCAGCGUGGAGGCGUGCGCCGUGCAGUGGCGGACGGGCCCCUGGGCCGUGUGCACGGCGAGCUGCGGCACGCACGGCUUCCAGGCGCGGCGCGUGGAGUGUGCCCAUGUGCGCACGGCGCGCCCCGCCCCCGACGCGCACUGCGCAUGGCAGCACAAGCCCGCGACGUGGCAGCGCUGCAACAUCACGCCCUGCGCCACGACCUCGGAGUGCCGGGACAGCAGCCGGUACUGUGAGAUGGUGCAAAAGCUGAACCUCUGCCAACUGCCCACCUACCGCUUGCGUUGCUGCCAGGCUUGCAGAGAAUCCUAGGCCUGCGCACCUCCUGCGGAUGGCCUGCUCGUUCAAAUGGCUCUGCUUGCCCCUGUGCGCCCUACCAUUCAGCCAGCGUUCUUAAGAAGUCCAUGCACAAGUUAAGGCAACCACUGAAAAUAAUCGAACUUUUUUUGAUGAAAAUACCUUUAUUUUUUCCUCUCUCUCUCCAAAAACUAUUCUUUUUUUACUGACCACUGUACAUGUCUUCAAAGUUUUUUUUUUAUAUAUAUAUUUAAAGAUACAGAAGGAAAUUGGAGUUGCUGAAGAUGUGUCAGAAUAUGGCAACCUUUCAAGAAAUGGGUUCCAAGAAACUGCCAAGCAAAUGUAAAUCUUUUAACAUGACUAAAAAAACCUACCAAGAACCAUAGCCAUUUUUCUUUUGUAAGGAAAAGAUGAAUGAGUGGAUGUUUUAAAACAACGUAAUGCUAUUCUGCUCAUGGCUUCAUGUCCUCAAAACAUCACAGUCUUCUAAGCAGCGGAAAAGCAAGGAAACAUCCAGCUUCCUCUAACUGCAGAUGAACCCAAAAUAAUUAUCUUAAUCACAGGAAUGUACUCAUUUACUCAAGAUCCUUCCAACACUCUUGUGGUGUGUGAGUCUUUUUUCUGGCUCAUGAGAUGUCAACACAAAACAUAAUAAGAGCAAAACAAUAAAAGCAUGACUACCUUUGGGACUUGCCAGGGUAGUCUGACUGCCAGUAACGUUUAUCAUGGCUUGAUCUUAUGAAACGAAUUUUUUUGGGUGAACUUUCUGGCAAUGUAGAGACCUUGGGAGUAAAAACACACAGACACAAAUGGCCAAAGCAAUAUAAACAAAAAUACAACCAAAAAUGUAUAACGUUCAUCCCCAAUUUGAUUAUUACAAGCAAUUAAUGCUAAGGCACUUAAACCCUCCCUAACAGUUCAAGUUUAUUGUCAUUACCAC
Petromyzon marinus (sea lamprey) is the source of this 4299-nucleotide messenger RNA. RefSeq names its product ADAMTS-like protein 1. NCBI's taxonomy places the organism in Eukaryota, Metazoa, Chordata, Hyperoartia, Petromyzontiformes, Petromyzontidae. Gene Ontology annotation, biological process: proteolysis; extracellular matrix organization. Gene Ontology annotation, molecular function: metalloendopeptidase activity. Gene Ontology annotation, cellular component: extracellular matrix. The record is from RefSeq and is a predicted model, not a curated record.